AUGGCCGACGAAGUUUACGAGGGUGCCAUUGGUAUCGAUCUUGGAACCACAUACUCUUGUGUUGCCGUUUACGAGGGAACCAAUGUUGAGAUCAUUGCCAACGAGCAAGGUAGCUUUACCACCCCAUCUUUCGUUUCCUUCACCGACAAGGAGCGUUUGAUCGGUGAGUCUGCUAAGAACAAUGCCGCCAUGAACCCAAAGAACACCAUCUUUGAUAUCAAGCGUUUGAUCGGAAGAAGAUUCGAUGACCCCCACACCACAAAGGAUAUUCAAUCAUGGCCUUUCACCGUUGUUGACAAGGAUGGAUCCCCAUUCGUCCAAGUUGAGUAUCUCGGAGAGGAGAAGACCUUCUCCCCACAAGAGAUUUCAUCUAUGGUUUUGACCAAGAUGAAGGAAAUCGCCGAAGUUAAGUUGGGCAAGAAGGUCGAGAAGGCCGUCAUCACUGUUCCAGCUUACUUCAACGACAACCAACGUCAAGCUACCAAGGAUGCUGGUGCCAUCGCUGGUCUCAACGUUCUCCGUAUCAUCAACGAGCCUACCGCUGCUGCCAUCGCUUACGGUCUCGGUGCUGGAAAGUCCAACAAGGAGCGUAACGUUCUCAUCUACGAUCUCGGUGGUGGAACUUUCGAUGUUUCCCUCCUUAACAUCCAAGGUGGUGUCUUCACUGUCAAGGCUACUGCAGGUGACACCCAUUUGGGAGGUCAAGAUUUCGAUACCAACCUCCUUGAUCACUUCAAGAAGGAGUUCACCAGAAAGACCAAGAAGGACUUGUCCAACGACCCCCGUGCUCUCCGUCGUCUCAGAACUGCUUGCGAACGUGCUAAGAGAACCCUCUCCAACGGUGCCUCCACCAACGUUGAGAUCGACUCCUUGUUCGAUGGUGAGGACUUCAAUGCUCAAAUCACCCGUGCUAGAUUCGAGGACCUUAACGCCAAGGCUUUCUCCGGUACUUUGGACCCUGUUGCACAAGUUCUUAAGGAUGCCAACAUUGAUAAGAGCAAGGUUGACGAGAUCGUUCUUGUCGGUGGUUCUACCCGUAUCCCAAAGAUCCAAAAGCUCUUGAGUGAGUUCUUUGACAACAAGAAGUUGGAGAAGAGCAUCAACCCUGAUGAGGCUGUUGCUUACGGUGCUGCUGUCCAAGCUGGUAUCCUUUCCGGAAAGGCUACCUCAGCUGAGACUGCUGACCUCCUCCUUUUGGAUGUCGUCCCACUUUCCCUCGGUGUUGCCAUGGAGGGUAACAUUUUCGCCCCUGUCGUUACCAGAGGUCAAACUGUCCCAACUAUCAAGAAGAGAACCUUCACCACUCAAACUGUCCAAUUCCCCGUUUUCCAAGGAGAGAGAGUCAACUGCGAAGACAACACCUCCCUCGGAGAAUUCACCCUCGCCCCUAUCCCACCAAUGAAGGCAGGUGACGCAGUUCUCGAAGUUGUCUUCGAAGUUGAUGUCAACGGUAUCUUGAAGGUCACCGCUACUGAGAAGACUUCCGGACGUAGUGCCAACAUCACAAUUGCCAACUCCGUUGGUAAGCUUUCAUCUUCUGAGAUCGAGAAGAUGGUUGCAGAUGCUGCUGAGUUCAAGAGCAGUGAUGAUGCUUUCAGCAAGAGAUUCGAGUCCAAGCAACAACUCGAGUCAUACAUUUCAAGAGUUGAGGAGAUCAUCUCCGACCCAACUAUGUCCAUCAAGUUCAAGCGUGGUAACAAGGAGAAGAUUGAGUCUGCUUUGAGCGAUGCUAUGGCUCAACUCGAGAUUGAGGACUCCACUUCUGAUGAUUUGAAGAAGAAGGAGCUCGCUUUGAAGAGAGCUGUCACCAAGGCCAUGUCCACUCGUUAA
This is a messenger RNA of Botrytis byssoidea, 1830 nucleotides long. RefSeq lists its product as uncharacterized. Gene Ontology annotation, cellular component: cytosol; nucleus; plasma membrane. The record is from RefSeq and is a predicted model, not a curated record. The transcript is spliced from 8 exons. Bases 1 to 1830 code for a protein of 609 amino acids. Gene Ontology annotation, molecular function: ATP binding; ATP-dependent protein folding chaperone; misfolded protein binding. NCBI's taxonomy places the organism in Eukaryota, Fungi, Ascomycota, Leotiomycetes, Helotiales, Sclerotiniaceae. Gene Ontology annotation, biological process: protein refolding; vesicle-mediated transport; cellular response to unfolded protein.